UCACUCACACUACUUCAUGUAAUAUGAUAUCUUACUAACACUACUUCGUGUGUGAUUUAUAACUUUGGUACAGGAUGAUUUUGUUUUGUGUAAGUGCAAUGUUUAGGUCAAGUAAUGUAACUCUCAAAUAUGAUGCUAAAUAUAUGAUUGAUAUUAUUAUAUGUUAGUAGUAAGUUAAGUUGUUAGUAUUAUUAUUUGCAAGUUAUAAGUAUUAUAAGUAAGUUUAGUUGUUAGUAUUAUUAGUGAAUUAAGAUAUUAAUAUUAUUAGUAAGUGUAGGUUGUAGUGACAAGUGGAUACUUAUUUAUCAUUUCAAUAUUUCGAUAUUAAUGGCACGUUAUUUACAAAAUUAAAUAGGUACAAUAAUUAGACUGUAGAAUAUACAGUUUAAUUAUUAUUUCUGAGUGUUUACGCUCGUUAUGGCAUACAUGCUCAUACGCGCGCUACAUUUUACUCUUCAAUAAAAUCAUACUGCCAUAGCGAGUGAUGUGCCAACAACCACAUUUUUUGAAACGAUCGCAUUUGAUUAGAAACAAAGAUAAACAAUAACAUAGAUAAUGUUAUUGGUAGAAAUUACAAGUGCAAUAAUGUUAUAUAAACUGCUAUCGCAUGGUAAUUUACUUAUUUAAAAAACAAUUCAAGAACAUCUCUCAAUAGUUACAAGUUUUCACCGGAGCAGACGUUUUAAAUAUGUUAUGUGAUUCAAGAAAAUAAAAUAGUUACCUAAUUUGAAGUUAUGGAGUUACAGAAGAAUGAAACUGAUAGACUUUUUGUUGAACCAGUGGUGCCUAAACCCAAAGUGAGUCUAGACACAAUACUGUUCGAGGCGAUCGGUCAGUUCGGGCGGUAUCAGCUGCGGAUGGUAAUGUUGGCGGGAGUGUUGAGUGUCUUCACCGCAUUCUCGGUUAUCGAAUAUGUGCUUACUACAGGGAGAAUCAAUACCAGAUGUUUAAUUCCGGAGUGCGAGACCUCGGCAGUUACGACAUUUUCCCCGCCGUGGAUAUUGAACGCUGUGCCGGAGAUCGACGGCUCUUUCGACAGCUGCCGCCGCUUCAAGCCCAAUGGUACCACUACGAGGAAUGACUCGUGCCCAGCUGAGUGGUUCAUCAGAAACAUUACGAUUGAAUGUUCUGAAUACUUGUACGAGAAUGUUAAUACCAUUGUUUACGAUUUUGGGUUAGCAUGUGACGAAUGGCGCCGAUCACUUAUCGGUUCAGUGCACACUUUCGGCGGACUCCUCGCCUUACCCAUCACGGGCUACAUCUCCGACCACUGGGGCCGCCGGCUCGCGCUCGUCAUCAACGUCGCCAACACCGCCUGGCUGGGCUGCGUGCGCUACCUGUGCAGCAACUACUACGCGUUUCUGAUUGCUGAGCUAUUCAAAUCCAUGUUUAGUGGUGGAAUUUUCUCUUGCACGCAUAUAUUAGUAAUGGAAUUAGUUGGUCCAAAGCACCGGGUAGCAGCAGGUGCAGCUUUAAGUACUUGCCUUUCUUCAGGACAUUUCCUACUAAGCCUCAUUGCGUGGGGUGUUCCUUAUUGGAGGAAUCUGAUCCUCAUACUUUACGUCCCUCAUUUUCUAUUCCUUUCAUACUAUUGGCUCAUUUCGGAAUCUCUACGCUGGAACAUGACCAAGGGAAGGUAUAAAGAGGUUGAAAAUUUCCUUAAAAAGGUAGCCCGAGUAAAUAUAAGAGAAUUAACUGAGAAAUUUCAGCAAGAAUUAAAAGAAACUGUGAAUACAGAAGAAAAACUAAAAGCCCGCGAAGAAGAAUAUAAAAAGAAGGAACCUUGGCUGAUCGUAGCAGUAUUUCAAAAUAAAGAGAUUUUAAAACGCUGCUGCAUUGCACCGAUAUGGUGGAUAAGCUUCAACUUGAUCUACAACAGCAUGGCAAUUAACUCAGUGAACAUGUCCGGGAACCGAUACUUAAACUUGAUGCUGGUAGCUGCAUCAGAUAUACCAGGUUAUUGGGUGGCUGUGCUGCUAAUGGAUAGGAUUGGCAGAAAGCCUGUUCUCAUUGGCGCUUUUUGGACCUGUGCGGUCUGCCAACUGGUUUACAUAUUAAUACCUAAGUAUAUGUACGUUGCUUCCUUAUCAGUGUAUUUGACCGGCAAGUUCAGCAUCGCGAUAGUGAUGAUGUCGCUGUACAUCUACACCGCAGAGAUGUUCCCGACCAAGCACCGGCACAGCUUGGUGGCUUUUGCCUCCAUGCUGGGCAGGAUCGGCUCUAUUGUGGCUCCGUUAACACCCGCGCUUGGGGCGUCAAUUUGGCAUGACUUUCCUUCAGCGCUGUUCUGCGGGUUCGCGCUGACGGCCGGCGCGCUGGUACUGCUCGCGCCGGAGACGCUGGGCACCAAGCUGCCGGACACCAUGGAGGAGGCGGCCUUGAUCGGCGUCAGGGACAACAAGUGAAUUGUGAUAACUGGACUUUAACUCAUUA
Maniola jurtina (meadow brown) is the source of this 2433-nucleotide messenger RNA. Its product is annotated as organic cation transporter protein-like. NCBI's taxonomy places the organism in Eukaryota, Metazoa, Arthropoda, Insecta, Lepidoptera, Nymphalidae. Gene Ontology annotation, biological process: transmembrane transport. Gene Ontology annotation, molecular function: transmembrane transporter activity. The record is from RefSeq and is a predicted model, not a curated record. The transcript is spliced from 6 exons. Gene Ontology annotation, cellular component: membrane. Bases 735 to 2405 code for a protein of 556 amino acids.